This is a messenger RNA of Thecamonas trahens ATCC 50062, 1556 nucleotides long. RefSeq lists its product as uncharacterized. The transcript has a single exon. The record is from RefSeq and is a predicted model, not a curated record. Bases 581 to 1549 code for a protein of 322 amino acids. NCBI's taxonomy places the organism in Eukaryota, Apusomonadida, Apusomonadidae.
UCCAAGCAGAGCAGUCGACACUAAGCGUUCCAGACACAUCCCCUCCAUACGCAACCACCAGCACAGGCAUUCUCUCCUGUGACAACCUCUUUGCACGGCAUUACAGCUACCGAUCCCGUGUGUGAUCGAGUGGUUGGCUGGCGACUUGCUUGACCUGCGUGUUGGGCUUUGAGCUUCCAUUGGAAGGUCCGUCGAAGGCGUUCGAAGUUUCUCAUUCGCUUCCAUCGAAGGAAUAGAAGGUUGCUCGUUGACAAAAAGACUCGCUUGGUGACCGACUCCAUCUUUUUGCACCAAAGGCUCGAACAGAUACAUACCUGUAUCUUGGCUGUUGUGACCAUCGUCAUCGUCCUCCUCCCUCCUCCUUCUCAUCCUUAACCUACACACCCUUUGCCCUCCUCGUUAGCGCGCAAGGAAAUCCAUUUGAUGCCCAAAGGUGUGACAACAACAACAACGACAAUCUUUACCACCGCUGAGACGUUCGUGAAUCGGCUCAAAACCACUUGCACCAAGACAUAGCCUCUAGCUGCUUCUGCAUCGACCGCUCUGCCCACUAUGGCUCUUGCUGCCGGUGGCCUGGCCGAUGCUGACCUCCUCCCGCCGUUUCUCCGCUCUCUGCGGACCAUCGUCGAUACCGAGACCGAUGCGGUCGUAUGGCGCGCCGACGGCGCCCAUUUCACCAUCCUCGACCCGCCGGCCUUUGCCGCCAACGUCCUGCCGCGACACUUUAACCAUGCCAAGUUCAAGUCGUUUGUCCGCCAGCUCAACAACUUUCGUUCUCCAAGGUUGCCGGCCCGGCCAACGCCUUGGGCCCCUGCACCUUUGCUCACGACUACUUUCUCCGCGAGCCCCCGAGCUCAUCCAUCGCAUCAAGCGCAAGCCGCAGAAGCGUCGCCGCGGCCAGCUGACCCGCGCCGCUCGCAUCGCCGCCACCGGCAACCCGCCUGCAACCUCGGAUGCCGCUCGCGUCACUGACCUGCGCGUUGAGGUCGAGUCGCUCAAGCGUACCCGCGACGAGUACGAGCACGCCAUCGACUCGAUGGCCAUGCGCCAGGCCGACAUGGAGCGCCGCGUCGCCGACCUCGACGCCACUGCCGAGGCUCUUCGCGACCAGGUUGAUGCCGCGCGCAACCAGCAUGCCGCCCUCGCCGCCGCUAUCGACAACCUUCGCGCCGUCCUCCCGCCGGGCUUUACCGCCGCCAUGGCCCCGCAGGCCUCGGUCCCAGUCGCCCCUGCGCCCAUGGACCUCGCCGCGCCGCAGCAGCCCAUUGCCACCCGCCUCCACAACGAGACCCUCGAUCUGAUCUUUGGCACUAUCGUCUCGCCGACCCUCUCCACCGACUCGGACGGCCCUUUCCCGCCGGUCUCGCUCCGCCCGGGCCUCUCCGCCACGCCUCCCCUGCCCGUUGAUGACCGCCACGACUACACCCGCCCGCUCAAGCGCGCUCGUCCGCUCGCCCCGAUCGAUGCCCCCAAGGAUCAUCACGCCCACGACCCAUUCUGGACUCACGCCGGCGCUCUCCUCACCCCGACCUGGGCCUCGCGCACAUGACCCCCCC